AUGAACGAUGGAAAAUCGGAUUCGGAACUUCUGGAAGCAUCGACAUCGAAGGUUGUCGACCGUUUGCGUGAUUACGAGGAACUUGGUCAAAGUGUGAUCAUGGGAAAACAAGCAAUUGUUGAACUGGAUGAACGACGUCAAAAAUGUAGAGAAGCUGCACGACAUCUUCGUAAUAAAGCAAAAACACAGGGCGAACAAAGUUGGGUUUGCUUGGGAAAAACGACGUUCAUAAAGUUACCAACAAAUCAGUCACUAAGUCUGAUAGAAGAGGAUAUUCAAGUGAUAAACUCAACAAUUGAUUCUGCUCGAGAUGAGUUGAAGAAACGCGUUGAUGAACUGAAAGAGAUGGAAGGCAGUAAAGAUCUUCAGAGUCUUGGAUUCAAAUUACGACCCAUCUGCUGA
Molecule: messenger RNA, 402 nt
Organism: Anisakis simplex (herring worm)
Lineage: Eukaryota; Metazoa; Nematoda; Chromadorea; Rhabditida; Anisakidae
Source: the annotation of a GenBank genome assembly